Talaromyces amestolkiae is the source of this 1458-nucleotide messenger RNA. RefSeq lists its product as uncharacterized. Gene Ontology annotation, biological process: carotene catabolic process. Gene Ontology annotation, molecular function: carotenoid dioxygenase activity. NCBI's taxonomy places the organism in Eukaryota, Fungi, Ascomycota, Eurotiomycetes, Eurotiales, Trichocomaceae. The transcript is spliced from 4 exons. The record is from RefSeq and is a predicted model, not a curated record. The coding region runs from base 1 to 1458 and encodes 485 amino acids.
AUGGCGCAUUUUCCGGACCUUCCCCAGUUUUCCGGCUUCAUGAAACCCUGCCGUUUUGAAGGUGAGGUCCAGCAUCUAGAGGUUUACGGUGACCUUCCGAAAGACAUCAAUGGGACUUUUUAUCGCGUUAUGCCUGAUCCUCAUUUGCCUCCGCGGGUUGAGAAUGAUCCUUGGUUCAACGGAGAUGGUAACGUCAGCGCUUUCCGCAUAACGCAUGGCACCGUGAGUUUCCAGCAAAGAUAUGUCCGUACGGAAAAAUUUGUUCGCGAACGAGAAGCGAAGCAAGCACUGGCUGGAAAAUACCGCAAUAAAUACACGGAUGCCGUCGAGUUUGCUGUCCGCAGUACUGCCAAUACCAAUAUCGUCCAUUUCAAUGGACAGCUUUUGGCUCUCAAAGAAGACUCGCCUCCUUAUGCAAUGGAUCCGGAAACCCUAGAAACCAAAGGACUCUACGAUUUCGACGGCCAGCUGCCAAGUUUAACCUUCACGGCACACCCUAAAUUGGAUCCCGUGACAAAAGAAAUGAUUUGUUUCGGGUACGAGGCCAAAGGUGAAGGUACACUAGAUAUAUGCUACUACACUGUUGAGCCUGAUGGUCGCUUCAGACAGACCGUAUGGCUUGUUAGCCCUGUCUGUGGACUGAUUCAUGACUUUGCAGUGACAGAGAACUAUGUGCUCUUCCCUGUCAUUCCUCAAUUGUGCGAUAUUGAGAGGCUCAAAGCUCAGGGAGAGCACUGGCAAUGGAGCCCAGAGACUCCUUUCUACCUUGGAGUGCUGCCCCGUAAUGGAGCAAAAUCUUCAGAUAUCAAGUGGUUCACUUACAAGACCUCAUUCCCGGGACACACUGCCAACGCCUAUGAAAAUGAAAGGGGUUACAUUGUCUUUGACCUCGGGCUCAGUGACAAAAACGUUUUUUACUGGUGGCCAGAUGCCCAAGGCAAUUCGCCAGACCCCCAUACAAUCGUCACUCAACUAACUCGUUUUACAUUCGACCCGAAAACGAAGGAUCUUAAUCUCCCUCAGCCCGAAAUCUUGCACCCAGGGAACUCAGAGUUCUACCGAAUCGAUGACCGGAUGAUGUCAAAGGAGUAUUCACACUCAUACUUUGAUCUCAUGGACCCAAGCUUAGGUACUGAUUUUGCUCGCAUAGCACCAGUCAUGGGAGGAGGCUAUCCCCCAUACAAUUCUUUGGCACACUUUAAUCGUAAAACGGGCAAAACAGAUGUGUACUUUCCUGGAACCACGUACCUAGUCCAAGAACCCGUGUUUAUUCCACGAGCUGGUUCGUCUCAGGAAGGUGACGGAUACGUGAUGGCUCUUGUGAAUAACUACAGUACUAUGUUGAGUGAGCUGCAUGUUUUGGAUGCCAACGAUUUCAGCAAGGCAAAAGCUAUCAUUUUACUUCCGUUGAGAUUACGUCCUGGACUGCAUGGGAAUUGGGUGGAAAACGAGCAAUGA